UUAUUGGAAAGCUACCAAAACUGAAACUGAAACUGAAACUGUGCUGUAUAAAUAGCCUUGCAGAAUCACUGGCUUGAGACAGAGGAAAAAUCGGAGGAACUGCAGAGCAAAGCAGAGAGCUGGAGAACGCUGGCGACAUAAGCCAUGUCUAUGGGAAAGGAAAAACCCAAGAAUUCAGCGCAGGGAGAUGCUGCCAAGGAUGAACUAGCCAAGAGACUGGAAGCAGUGGGUCUGCGUGCAGAGUACUGGCUGCCUAAACUGCACAAACAACUUGGAGUUACCUCUGUCCAAGCCUUGAAACACCUGCGAUAUGAAGACUUCCUAAAGUUAGACAUACAGCACACAUGGGAAAAGCAGGCCCUCCAAGAACUACUUAAGACAGACAGCAAGGCAACAAUGACACAGCUGCAGGAGCAGCGCUUGGAGAUGCUAAAGAAGAGGCAGGAGCAGGCUAAGUCGGUGCUGAAGGAGCUAAAAGAAAUGCAGGAGAAAGGCAGAAGCCGCCAUGAGGAAGCUGUAAGAAAGAAAGAGGAGGAGCUGCAGGGAGUUAUGGACAUAGCCCCAGAGUAUUGGGCACCACCUGAGAAGCGUUUGAAGGAAGUGAUAGAGGAUGUGCACAAACAAUUAGACCUCCCAGAGGAGUCGGUGUCCCAGAGUGAGAAUCUCCCUGACAAGGACCUUUUGAGAUGGGCAUCAGGAGGGCUGGCCCUGCAGGGCAUUUACAAAACCAACAAGCUUGCAGAGAUGGUGGAGAAGCGAGAGCAGCUCAUAGACAUCCCAGAAGGGUUUGAGCUCUUUGGUCCACAGCAAGGGCCGUUGUUUGAGAAGAAGGAGUUUUCAUCUGCCGAAGCAGAGUCCUCAUUCACCAGGACCAUGGAAAAGCUGGGUUUCAGCAUUAGCGUCACAGCCAAGGGUGGAUAUUGGGGGUUUAGUGCUGAAACCAGCACAGAUUACAGCAGCUCUUCAGGGUCCGAACAAACCCACAGAUCCCGCUCAGAACACACCUACAUUUGCACCACCAAGUACAACUACAUCCCACUGGCCUCAUGCUACUUCCCCAAGGCUCAGCUUCGACUUUCCAGUGCAGCGCUGCAAGAGUUAAAAGAGAUCGAGCAGCUUUUGAGUCACACCCCAGAGCCGGACAAGCUCAACAUGCUGAAGAGCAGGGGCGGGAGUUUCUUCAACCGAUUUGGGUCUCAUGUAAACCAGGGCCCGCUUCACUUGGGUGGGAUAUUCUGGUGGAAAGCGUCUUCUGAGGGAUUCCGGGCAGAGCAGCUGGACGAGGUGAAGAAACAAACAUCUGAUGCUCUCAGCUCUUUUGUUGGGGGCAGCUAUAGUGGCAUUGGUUGGAGUGUUGCCGCUGGUGUUACUGCAUCAAAAUCAGGUUCUGAAGCCUCAUUUCAGGGCACAGAUAGAAAACAAAUCCAAACAGAAAUUCAGCUGUUUGUGACCCAGACAGGAGGCCCAUCUGAGAUACGUUCUCUCACCCAAUGGCAAUCUGGGCUUAUGACUAGUAACAAAACCUGGAGUGUCAUUGACCGAGGCUUUCAGCUAAUUCCUGUGUGGGAGAUAGUCCUGUCCAAUCACAGACAAGAUUUUAGUGAUGUUCAUCAAGUCAGCAGCAGCCUCAGAGAUGCCUACGAAGUCCUAACUAACCAAAGCGUCGGUACUUUGUUUGGAGAGGGAUUAGUCAGUGCAGUGGAUGAGGCCAGAUCAUUCUUAGAGGAAAUGAAGACCUGGGAAGUCACUGGGGAUGAAGAGCAGCUAGUGACACUGAACAAUUUCAAACAAAAGCUGACUGCAAAAACUAAGAACUACAGUACAUGGAUUAACAUUUGCCUGUCGGAUAAGGUGCUUCAAGAUUUCCUGGAAAAUACAGUUUCGCUGUGCAAAGAUUUGCCUGCACAAAAUACUGAAUACACCAAAUCUCUACUGCGCUGCCUUCUGGACCCUCAUGUCUAUUCAGUUAAGAAUUUCCCCAAAUCUUCUUCCAUUAUGCAGUGGAUCUUUCAUGAAGAAAAAAAGCAGCAAAAAAAUACCUCUCUCUCUGAAUUUGCUGAUUUUACUCAAGUCCUACAGGAAAUGAAGAAUUACAUACAGGAAGUUACUUAUGACCAUAUGUCCUCUGCAGCAGCAGUGCAAGAAGCAAAGGUAAAGGCCACCUUAAAUGUGAGCUUAGCUUUGUCUUCCUUUCUGCAGGCUCUACGGGAGAGAGAGCAGACAGAUAUCGAGCUGUUAUUCCACUCCAUUGCAGCCAGCGCAGGAUACCGGGUGGACAGUCACACUUUUCAGUAUCUCCUCGGGUGCCCAGAAAUUAACUUCAUAUUGCAGGAAAUGCAAACAGCACAGGAGGAAUAUUUGACGCUUAGGGCUCAGGAUGUUUCCAGAGCUCAGGCUUUCCUGCUGUUGGUGGGUCUGACUGUAACAUUUGAAUGUAAAGACAUGUCUCCAGAGGAAAAGAACAGACGUUUAGCUUUUAUGAAACAUCAAAUGGGCAACUCAUUGUCCAAUGAAAUGUCAAAUGUCCUUAAAAAGCACAGGGCAUGCAGUGAUUGGGACAUACUGGAAACAGACCUGAAUUGCCUCAAAAAUGGGGACUUUGAAGCCACAAAUGAUGAGUUGAAGAAACAGGGUAUAAUAAAAGAAUUAGAAGGCAUCUGCCGAGGAACAAAACCUUCAAAUCAACCAAAAUCAAAACCUGAAGUGAAAUCCAGCAAUGUUAAAAUGUAUGAAGCUAUUGAAAACCAAGAGUUUCUCAAUUUACUGAAGAGACUUGGACUUGAAAGUUGCUAUCCAAGGAAAAUGGGGACAGCAGACUUCCAUGUCAUUUACAAGACCUCUUUACAUGACAGCCAGCCCAGCACAGAAUGUGAGCUGCCAUUUUACUUUUUGCAAAAGCUGUUGAUGGUGGACUAUCGGGUAAGAUACCUCAUUUACAAAGAUGACAUAAAAUCUAAACAAGGAACAACAAAUACACUGACCACCCUAGAAAAUGAGAGUGGAUCCUCAGAUACAUUUGAUGACUUUUUUAAUGAUAUCAGUCAUGGAACCAAUGAAUCUGUUACAGAUCAGGCACACAUACACCCAAUGGACAUCCAGAUGGCAAUUUUUCAUUGUGCAGAUGAUUUCAUGAGACAAUAUCUUUCAACAAAGCUCGCUUUCUGCCAGUUUGCACUCCCACUUCUGGUGCCAAAUCCUUGUACUUCACAAAUAGAAUUCCCUCUUUGGUCCCUUAGCCAAGUGACAAAGAGCUGGAAGGGUGCUGAGAAAUCAGGAAGGGAGACUAGGUUUAAAAAUUAUAAAAAAUUGAUUUAUCAGGCAGCUAUGCCCAUGGUGUCCUUCAUACGGAUUGGUCAUUCUUCUUCUUCUUCAAAAUCCCAGAUCCUGAAUGCUCUGCUGAGUAAUCACAAACAUGACAUCUUUUUCCACCGUCAUUGUAAAGGCAGCAGCAAAGAUUGUCUCCUGAUGAAAGGGGUUGUGGAAAUCUUCUGGUAUUGUCCAGGUGGGAGAGACGGUGACAGAUUUGACAACUGCAUCGCAUUCACUAAUCUGCAUGGAGAUGCAAGGCAGCAUGAACAACAGGUCAAAUUUUUACAGGAAAUUUCUUCUGUUAAUGUGGUUCUCAUAUCAGAUGUUGAUCAAAAUGAUAAGAGAGACGUGAAAAUUAUACAUGACCUCUGGAAAUCUCAAAAACCUUUGAUCUGUCUUUUUGCUGAAAAAGAGAACAUUGUUGCUGGCAAAUCCAGACAGAACAUAAAAAUAGCCAUCAAAAACAGAAAUGAAGCAGAAUUAAUAGAUGAACUGAUGACAACAAUCAGGGAUUUACUAGCAGGUUCAAACAUAACUUGCAGUCUUGAGAACAGUGCAAAUAUUGCUCGCCAGCAAGGUUUCGUCAUUGAUGAAGAUGAAGAAGAGUGCACGAAAGCCAAGACAAUGGCACAGUUUCUGAUGACACUCUUGAACAAGACUAAUUUAUAUGAGAUAAAGUCAAAACUGUUGCCUCUGCAAGGAGAAUUGUGGCACAAGUGGUGUCAAAAGGACAAGGAACUUACCCGCUUGCAGGAGAAAAGAAACAGAAGCAUUGAGCAGCACCGGAGCCAAGUUGAGUCAGAAAAGCAUGCAAUACGAAGCAAUCAGUUAAAAAGAGCAUUCCCUCUCAAUGAUCUAAUGAAGUCAGUGCUUGAAUUUCUCCAGUCACAUCCAGAAGCCACCAAAAAAUAUUUCCUGCAGUGGAUGAAAGUAUUUAUGGAUGACUUGUCCUCUGAUUGCCUUGCAGAACUUCACCAAAAAUACCACAGAUUGUGGUCUCAAAUCCUGGAAAUAAAGAAAAAAGGAGAAUAUGAUGGCUCGAAAAAUGCUUUGCUAAAUAAAUUAGAAACACUCUCAAAUACGAUAAUUGAUUCUACAAUUGGCCUUGAACACAUUUUGAGAGAGGUAGCUCAGAUUUAUGAGGCUCUGGAUUCAAUGAAACAACAGGAUGAAUGUUUUCUUGCACUACCUCAAAUUGCAGCUGACCUGAUGGUUUCAGGUUAUCCCAUUGAGCUGAUGGAUGGUGAUGCGUCAUACGUGCCAUUAAAAUGGGUUGGAGCAGUUUUGGACAAAUUAAUUGAGAAGUUAGGAGAUGAAAAAGUGUUUGUUCUUUCAGUGCUUGGCACCCAGAGCACUGGAAAGUCAACAUUGCUAAAUGCCAUGUUUGGUCUUCAGUUUAGUGUCAGUUCAGGGAGAUGCACCAGAGGAGCAUUCAUGCAACUGAUGGAACUUGAGGAGAACCUCAAACAGGAUUUGAACUUUAGUUAUAUACUAGUCGUUGAUACAGAAGGGCUCCGGGCUAUGGAGAUGGCUAAUAAACGGUCAUUUAAUCAUGAUAAUGAGCUAGCCACCUUCGUUAUUGGUAUUGGUAAUAUGACUGUGAUAAAUAUUUUUGGUGAAAACCCUUCAGAAAUGCAAGAUAUCCUGCAGAUCGCUAUCCAGGCAUUUCUGAGAAUGAAGCAAGUAAAGCUCUCCCCAAGCUGUUUGUUUGUGCACCAGAAUGUUGGAGAAAUAACUGCAAAAGAACAGAAUAUGGAAGGACAAAGACGCUUCCAGGAAAAACUAGAUGAAAUGACUGUUACAGCAGCUCAGCAAGAGUUCUGUGAUGUAACUUGCUUUAGUGAUGUUAUCCGAUUUGAUGUGAACACCCACAUUCAUUACUUUGCUCACCUCUGGGAAGGGAACCCACCAAUGGCACCUCCAAACCCCAGCUACAGCCAAAAUGUGCAGGAACUAAAAAGCAAGGUUCUCUUGGGUGCCAAAAAAGAAUCUCAGGGCAGUGUUUUAAGGCUGUCAGGUUUAAAAGUCCGCAUUAGUGAUCUGUGGAAUGCUUUGUUAAAUGAAAAUUUUAUUUUCAGCUUCAAGAAUACACUGGAGAUUGCAACGUACAAGAAGCUAGAAAUAAAGUUUAGCCAAUGGACCUGGCAGUUGAGAAGUCACGUACUAGAUUUGCAAAUGAAACUUACGAAUCGAAUUAGGAAUGGAGAAGUGCACUCGGUCACCAAAGGAAACCUUGAAGAGCAAAUUCAAGGAAAUUAUGGUGUCAUAAUGGAGGACCUAGAAAAGUAUUUCAGUGAAGACAAAGACUCUGAAAUGUUGAUUCAGUGGAAAGGAAGUACUGAACUGAAACUGAGAGAUCUGAAAGAGUCACUCAUUGUUGAAACUAAGAGGAAGUCUGAAGAACUUAUUGAACUAAAGAAGAACCAAAGCAAACUGGAUGAAAAGAAGUCAGAAUAUGAAAAUGAGCUUCUGAAAAGAAGCAAAGAGUUGGCUCUGUCUUUAAAAGGCCAGGAACUAGGUGAAGCAGAACUGAGAGCGAACUUUAACUCGUUGUGGAUCGAGUGGGUGACUGAAGUGGCUUCAAAUGCUCCACAGGCUGAAGAGUCUGAUAUUAAUGUUGAUGUAGAAAAUAUCCUUCUAGAGCAUUUUAAAGAGACUAAUUUAUUAGUAAAAAUUAAGGAUUUCCCAAAAAAGAAUACGUUUUCUGUUGAUUUUUCUAAACAUAUCAGCAUGAAGAAAAAAAUGUUCCUUUUCAGGCACAGUUUAGAUGAAUGCGACAAAAGCAACAUUCAGCAAGUUACUGAUGGCAUCAUUCAGGCUGUCAAAGCAAACAUUGACGAGAAAGAGCAGCAGAAAAUGGAUUACAAUCAAAGUUACAUUUAUGAAAUAUUGCGGGAAGUAAGGCGAGGUACAGAAUCAUCUGCACCCAAUGACUCAAAAUACAUAUUUAAUGAUGACUACAAGAUAGAUUUAUCCUUGUAUCUGUGUAAAAUGGCAGCAGAAAGAUUUAAAAACAUGCACACAGCAUUUAAAAAAGCAAAUGAUCCAACCAUCUAUCUGGAAACUAAGAGAGAAGAUUUCUUUAAAUGUUUUCAGAUUUCCUGUCAAGGAGCCACAUCCAUCACAACAUUUGCUGAUUUCUUAUGCACCAAGCUUUCUAAAGCUCUCCGCCAGGCAGUCUAUGACAAGACUGCCAUUGAUGUAGCCAAUGAGAUGCAGUCUAACCAUCCUGCCCUCAAUGCCAGUAGAUUCAAACUAGAAAUCUAUAUUCUGAAAUCCCUGGCAGAGGAAGAAAACUUUGAGAAAUACAGGCAGUACAUUCAUUUCCCAAAGGACUUUUUUGAGAACUUUAUCAAGAAGUGUGUUGAUGAUUAUUGUUUAGACAAGAAAGAUCAAAGAUUGAAGAAUUUAUUGAAUUUUUCCCUUGAUUGUUUCCAGAUUCUUGUUCAUGCAGCUAUUCGUGACUCAACUAAAGUUGUCAAAGACAGAAGUGGCAAUGUAUCCUUAUGGUUAGAUGAAUUUUGCAGAAGACUGGGAGAUGUCUUAGACCUUCCCAGAAGUGAUCUGAAAAGCAUUGAACAUCAGGAGACGACAGAUAUAGAAUUUCUUAAGGAAGCAAUGAGUAAAGCAUUGGAUCCUGUGCUAGAAAAUCUGAAAAAAGACUUUGCUGUCAUUGACAGGGAGCCAUUUAAAAAAAAACCACACAAAAUAUUAGCUGAACAGCUCUGUGGGUGCUGGGAGCCGUGUCCCUUUUGCAAAGCUCUUUGCACAAAUACCAUAUUGAACCAUGAUGGAGAUCACAGUCUUUCUUUCCAUCGUCCUCAAGCUACAGCUGGCAUCCACUGGCAUAAAACAAAUCAUCUAGUUACUGACAUUUGUUCAAGUCUUGUCGCAAGUAAUUGCUCAUUAGUGCUGGGUGAAGACCGUAAAAUUCCAUACAAGAAUUAUCGGGAUGCAGGACCUCGUUAUUCCAAAUGGAGCAUCACACCUGACACCUCUGUGCAGUCUUACUGGAAAUGGUUUGUGUGUCAUUUCAGGGCAGAGCUAGAGAUACGGCACUGUGGGAAAUUUGAAGGCAGAGGGGAGAUCCCUUCUCAGUGGAAACAAAUUACGAAAAAGGAUGUCCUCUCUGAGCUGGAAAAGGAGUUCUAAGUUAGUCAGAAUGAAAGAUUCUAAACCUGAUAGCAAAUUCAUUGUUCUAGUUUGAAAGUGUAUGAAACAACUGUGUUUUCAAAUAUUAUUCUUGUAUUUUGAUUUAGGAAGAUAAUCAUCCAAGGUAAACUAUAUUUAAUCUCUCAUAGAACUCAGAGAAAUAUAAGACUAUUCAUAUCAGUGUACAGUAGUGAAGUUGCCUCAUUAUAACGUCAGAGCCCUGUAGCUUUCCCAACUACAGUGAUACAAUUCACCUGCCUGUGUGUUAGCGUAUAAAGAAAAAAAUUCCCUGCUGUGAGCAUAUUAUGAAAGAUUAACUCGCUCAGCAAGAAAUAGCCAGAUGAAGAGCAAAGAAAGGCAUUAGUAAAUACCAUUUUUAUAAAAGGUUAUGAUCUGAUGCCAAUUUCCCUGUGAGAAUUAUCUUUGACUUUAACCCAACAAAAGCAGGAUAUUAAAAAAAAACCCUGGAAGACCUAAAACACAAUGGUGGGAUGGCAUCAGACACCUGUCCCUUACUGGCAGCCUACUUCAGAACGUGCCAGAUUUGGUUCACGACAGAACAUCGUAGAGGCACAUAACACAUUUGGUGGGCUCCAUCAUGCCCAGACAGCAUGAGAGCUAACUAAAGUGCAGACGUAUUUAAUGUACACUGCCAUGUUCGAUUUUAAAUGCACAAUCUGGGUACGGUUACAUUAUGGUCAACAGUUUUUUUUAAUUUUAUAAUAUUCUGGUAUCAUAGAAUCAUAGAAGAUUAGGGUUGGAAGAGACCUCAGGAGGUCAUCUAGUCCAAUCCCCUGCUCAAAGCCCAACUAAAUCAUCCCAGCCAGGGCUUUGGCAAGCCAGGCCUUAAAACCUCUACGGAUGGAGAUUCCACCACCUCCCUAGGGAACCCAUUCCAGCGCUUCACCACCCUCCUAGUGAAAUAGUGUUUCCUAAUAUCCAACCUAGACCUCCCCCACUGCAACUUGAGACCAUUGCUCCUUGUUCUGUAUAUCUGGAUAGAGAAGUAUUUUGUAUGCAAGAACCAUUUACUUUAACAUUAAAUUCCAGUUUUUCAUCAUUGAAGUAUGGGAGUCUUGUUUAUCUAAACUUGUAAUAGCUGCAGUUAGCAGAAAGUGUGUGUGUCUAUUUGUUGACCUAUGACCCUGCCACAUCUUGUGAGUGACUUUAUGCUUUGCUAUAGGCAGAAUGACGUUAUAGCCGUAUAAAAUUGAUGGGUGUAUAUUGCUUAUUGGCUUGGAAUGUGCAUUGGGGCAAGUAGGUGAACAUAACUGACCGGUUUAUUAAGCUUGCUAUGCUUACAGGCCUGAUGUAUUGGUGUGAGGCCUUGUGGCAGUAGUUAUGUUAAAGGUGGAAUUUUAGAUUAAAUGAGAACCGCAGAACACAAAUUCUGCCCUCUCAUUCUGGGAAGUUAAACAAAUGAUCAUGAAAGGGCCAGUACACGGCAGGGAGUUUUGGGGAGCGUUAGCAACCUGGUUGCUGUGCAGUAACUAGGAAGUUGGACUGCAUUUAUGUAUUGGAAUUAUUACGAGAUUAUUAAGAAAUGAAUGAGGUAGCUUACUAAUAUUAAUGAUUAAGUUGUAGUUAUGAAAACCCAAAAGGCCACGUAUGGAUAAUAGGCAGGUAUCAAUCUUAUCUUAUUAUGGUCACGGAAGGUGGUCAAUAUAGUUAUAUAUCCAAUAAGUCACAAAAGGUGGAAUAUAAAAGAUCCUGUUUAUUGCCCUGUUUUGGGUUCUCUUGGACUCUUGAACUUGUAUCAGCUGGAUCUGUGGCCUUCUGAGGUGCUCCGCUAACUGAUUCUUCAUCCCUGUAAUCCUAGCUUUUAGAUUGUACUUAUGAAAUGUGUUCAUUAGCCCUGCAGCUUGGGGUACAUGGGUUGCUUAUUUCAACAGGCUUGUGCUGACUAGUAAUUUUGUGUAGUACAAUUAUUUGGUGUCUUUGUAAGGUUAUAAUUGAACCUAGGCAGCUCUACUGCAGAUCACAUCAAUCCCUUAAUGAAAGAGAGGAGCUUCUGGGAGAAACUUCUGUGUAGCUCAUUUUGGGAAAGAACCUGUGUUAAUUGUUAAAACAUACGCAUGAUGCUCAAUUAAACAUUAUCAAUGU
This is a messenger RNA of Chelonia mydas (Green sea turtle), 9564 nucleotides long. RefSeq names its product interferon-induced very large GTPase 1-like. The transcript has 2 exons. Gene Ontology annotation, molecular function: GTP binding. NCBI's taxonomy places the organism in Eukaryota, Metazoa, Chordata, Testudines, Cheloniidae. Bases 145 to 7461 code for a protein of 2438 amino acids. The record is from RefSeq and is a predicted model, not a curated record.